This is a messenger RNA of Mytilinidion resinicola, 540 nucleotides long. RefSeq lists its product as uncharacterized. Bases 1 to 474 code for a protein of 157 amino acids. NCBI's taxonomy places the organism in Eukaryota, Fungi, Ascomycota, Dothideomycetes, Mytilinidiales, Mytilinidiaceae. The record is from RefSeq and is a predicted model, not a curated record. The transcript has 2 exons.
AUGGCCCGAGGCUCCGGCCACGCCUACGGCAAUGCCCCUCUGUCAACGGCUACACUCGCUAGGACUAGUAUUAAUAUUUCUCAAAUUGAUCCGGCCCUUCUUGAGCCUACGGCAGCACCUACGGCAGCGCAUACGGCAGCGCAUACGGCAGCGCAUACGGCAGCAGCGCAUACAGCAGCGCAUACAGCAGCGCAUACAGCAGCGCAUACGGCAGCGCAUACAGCAGCGCCUACGGCUACACCUACAGCUGCACCUGCAGCUAAGAAGCGCGGUCGGCCGCCUGGUGCAAAGGAUAAGGUACCACGGAAAAAGGCACAAGCUCAGAGGCAAGAUAGCGCUCAGCCUACGCCUCAGCCUAUACCUCAGCCUCAGCCUCAUCCUCAAGCACAGAGGCUUAGCCGAGAGGAGCUUCUAUGUCAGCUUACAGCGUAUAAUAAGGAAAUCGAAGGGUAUAUUGAUCAGGGUGAAGAGUAGGUGUAGGCGGCGAUGCUAGGGGGCCAGGCUCGAUGCAAAAGAGCCGUAAUAUGGUGAGGUUUUGAC